AUCGAUAAUCGAGUGAAUCAACGGCGCCUCCCAUCGGAUCUUAUCCAUCACAAUGGCAGAUAAACCAAAUGCUCAGAAAAGUGUCAAAAUAGCCGCUGGAGCCGUAGUUUGUGUUGAAAGUGAAAUUAGAGGAGAUGUCACCAUAGGUCCCAGAACAGUAGUCCAUCCAAAAGCUCGUAUCAUUGCAGAGGCAGGACCCAUCGUAAUUGGAGAAGGCAAUUUGAUCGAGGAGCAAGCUCUGAUAAUUAAUGGUUACCCAGAAAACAUCACACCAGAGUCUGAGGUGGAACCAAAAACAAUGACCAUUGGCAUGAACAAUGUAUUUGAAGUUGGCUGUGUUUCACAAGCCCUGAAAAUUGGGGACAACAACGUGAUUGAAUCCAAAGCUGACGUCGGUAGGAAUGUGAUCCUCACCAGUGGCUGUAUCAUCGGAGCCUUCUGUCAGGUCAACACCUGUGAAGUCAUACCUGAGAACACAGUCAUCUACGGCUCUGGAUGUAUGAGGCGGGUUCAGACGGAGAGACCACAGCCCCAAACUCUUCAGCUCGACUUUCUGAUGAAGAUUUUGCCAAACUACCACCACCUGAAGAAAACGGUUAAAGCUGGCCACAACGCAAGCUAAAAUGCAACGUCACACUUUUUAAUUUGAAUUGUUAAUGGCUACCAAUCCCAUAUUUAAAUAGAUCUUUCUGGAAGGAAGCAUGAAUGUAUGUAAUUAAUAUAUGUACCUAGCUUCAUCAGUACUUUUUCUAACUUACUGAUAAAUAUUUUCUACUCUUUCUGCAACAGCUGAUUCAGCGUUUCCUCUUUCUCUUGCUGUGCUGAAGUACCCUUUUCUAUGAUUAAUUAAAUUACUUCAAAAAUG
Centropristis striata (black sea bass) is the source of this 865-nucleotide messenger RNA. RefSeq names its product dynactin subunit 6-like. NCBI's taxonomy places the organism in Eukaryota, Metazoa, Chordata, Actinopteri, Perciformes, Serranidae. Gene Ontology annotation, biological process: mitotic spindle organization. The record is from RefSeq and is a predicted model, not a curated record. Gene Ontology annotation, molecular function: dynein complex binding. The transcript has 7 exons. Gene Ontology annotation, cellular component: dynactin complex. The coding region runs from base 53 to 622 and encodes 189 amino acids.